This is a messenger RNA of Penicillium alfredii, 1023 nucleotides long. RefSeq names its product ELYS family protein. The record is from RefSeq and is a predicted model, not a curated record. NCBI's taxonomy places the organism in Eukaryota, Fungi, Ascomycota, Eurotiomycetes, Eurotiales, Aspergillaceae. The transcript has 2 exons. Bases 1 to 1023 code for a protein of 340 amino acids.
AUGGCUUCGUGGGAUGAUUUCGAUCAAAUCUUCGCUUUCAAUAAGAAGUACUCUUAUGAGCCAAAAGUGGUCGAUCAGAUUCUCUCCAGUCGGCGUGCACUAGAGAACCAGCUCUUCGCUGACCGGCUGCUGGGACUGCUCGGCAUCAAAGGAGUUUCCAAGGUUUACCCUCCCAAGACCAAUGCCGACCUCCGAUCUCUCGUGGACCACAUUGUGUCCUCGGCCCUCGACGUCCAUCACCAGCAGGCUUUGAUCUACUACAUUCUUAAGGACUGUCGCGGAGCUCCUGAAGCUGCGCCGCAGUUCGCGCGACUCUGUCACCUGCCGGAAAAGUAUCGUCUCUUCAUUGAAGGCCUCUGGAACUUGGACCGGCUCGAGUUCCGGGUUAGUGUGCAUGAUCUUUUGCUUUUGGAGGGGAAGUCUUUGCUAACCAGUAUAUGGCCCCAGCGAGCUGUCGAGUACUUGACCGAACCCUCUCUCAUUCCUACUUUCCCCGACGAAAUUCUCUACACCUUGACGCUUUCCAAACUCCCAAAACAUGACGACAGUCUCGCAAUCGCAUACUACCUCACCGCAGCUCCCCCUCUUGCCAGCGAGAAGGUCCAGCGCGCCUUCUUUGAAACGCUGAGUCGGUCAAAUGUGACCGAGGCUUUUUACUUUAGCCGCAAACAUGACGAGUUUCACCGUCGUAGCUACUUCGAACAGCUAGUCGAAUUUGUUCACAAGGCUCCAUCUGGUCAAGCACGGAGCAGGCGGGCCAUGGAACUUGUUGGCCUUCCCCUUGAUGAGGAUGAGGAGGAAUGGUUCGAGAACGUGUUGCUUCACGGAAAUGCAAGCACGCUCCCUGGAGCCAAGGACACCGUGAUGAUGCGACGUCUUGCGACUGGGCGACUCGCUGGACUCUCACCCGAGCUCGAGUCGUUGGGUGGAAAGAAGGUGGACGGGCUGAACUGGGACGAUCUCCGGGAAAGCAUGCGACACACCCAGACCAUAUACCCAGCCAGCGGUGGUAUGUCAGAGUAG